Candidozyma haemuli is the source of this 327-nucleotide messenger RNA. RefSeq lists its product as uncharacterized. Bases 1 to 327 code for a protein of 108 amino acids. NCBI's taxonomy places the organism in Eukaryota, Fungi, Ascomycota, Pichiomycetes, Serinales, Metschnikowiaceae. The transcript has a single exon. The record is from RefSeq and is a predicted model, not a curated record.
AUGGAUUCUCAGUACGGGGUAGCGUCUAGUGUUGCCCUUUCAGCAUACAUUGGCAUAGCAAUAGCCUGUGUCACAGUACUAGGCAUCGUGAUAAGCCUGAGUGUCUACGUCAAUCGGCGUCGAAAGAAGAUAGAGAGAGAAAGGUACCAAAAUGGCUACUUUGAAACUCAGUACAAGCCUAUGGAAUACGUUAUUCGGGAUAGCAGCGAAGUACCAGCUUAUAGUCCUCCAACGUUGGCUUACACAAUGCAAGAGUACCCCAGCAUGCCUCCGCCUGCUUAUGACGAUGCUGCUCGUUAUGAUACCAGAAAUCAGCAGGUGGUCUAG